ACUUUAGUUACUUAUCAGUUGGAAACUGACAGGUCCUAGUGUUGGUCUUCUUCUCAAGCCAGAUGUGUGGCCACCAUCUCCCCUUCAGCAAAGAAUCAUGCCAGCUGAACACACACCCUUUCAUGUGGACCUUAGCAUUUAAAAUUCAAGUCUCCCAGUGGCUGAAUCCCUGAGCCCUAGAUUUAAGGUGUUUCUUCUGGAAGACCCCAGAAGACAAUGGCCUCCACUCUGAUCCUGGGUCUCCUGCUCCUGAUUCCAACUGCAGCAGGCACAGAAUGGGGUGAUAAUCAAUGUCCAGCAUGUGGAGUGCCCGGUUCAGAUUUUGAGGGGCAACGGGAACUGCUGCUCAACCUGGCAAAGCAAAGUAUCCUGGAUAAAUUGCACUUAACUCAGCGCCCAACAUUGAUCCACCCUGUGUCCAGAGCCACCCUGAGGACUGCACUCCGGCGCCUUCACAAUCCCCAAGGAAGAAUUCUGUCUGGUACCAGUUUAGGGGGUUCUGAGAUUGGAGUUGAGGAACAGGAGUAUGAGAUCAUCAGUUUUGCUGAGACAGGCUACUCUAUUGCCAACAAGACGGUGUUGGAUUUCCGACUCUCUCCAGAUCAAAUCAGAACUAGCUUGGAAGUCCUCCAAAUCAGGUUAGGUUUCUUCUUGCAGAUUCCUCCCAAUGGCACAUGGAGUAUGUCUGUGAAGGUCCUGGUACCUGGACUACAGGACACCAACCUCAAUUUGACCAACCAGCAACAACUAGAGGUGGAUUCCAGUGGCUGGUACCAGUUCCUCCUGGGACCUGAAGCUCAGGCCGCUUAUAGUCAGGGACAUCUAACCCUAGAAUUGGAGCCCAAAGGCUGGGGCGCCCAGAGCCCAGUUGUCUUAGACAAGGAUGCCCAUCAGCCCUUUAUCAUAGCUCGGGUGAGAACUGGAGAAAAGCACCGAAUCCAUCGUCGAGGGAUUGAGUGCCAAGGUGGGUCUCAGAUGUGUUGUCGACAAGAGUUCUUUAUUGACUUCCGGGAGAUUGGCUGGCAUGAUUGGAUCAUUCAGCCUGAAGGUUAUGCCAUGAACUUCUGUACAGGGCAGUGCCCACUCCAUGUGGCAGGUAUGCCAGGAAUUGCUGCCUCUUUCCACACUGCUGUGCUCAACUUGCUCAAGGCUAAUGGGGCCCCGGGAACAGCAGGAGGAGGCUCCUGCUGUGUGCCUACUGCCCGCCGCCCUUUGUCCCUUCUCUACUAUGACCGUGACAGCAACAUUGUCAAGACUGACAUCCCAGACAUGGUGGUGGAGGCCUGUGGCUGCAGUUAAUGUGUAUAAAGGGGGAGGAGGACAAAGAGAAGAGGUCCUCACAUGUAUUCUCUUCUCAUCUCAGGCAGAUUGUUCACAAAUUCCUGACACAACCUAAGAUGGGGAGUCAUCUUUCCCAACACAAUUCUAGAAAUCCUUUGACUUUCACCCUGGGUAUUUUUAUCAAGGCAGUUCGUGGAACAGUGAGUGCAUAAAGCACUGAGCCUGGAAUCAGGAAAACCGAGUUCAAAUCUGGCUUCAGAAAUUUGCUAUUUGUAUGACUAAGCAAAUUGCUUCAUCUCUGUGGUUUCCCCAAUUAUAAUAUGGGAAUAAUAAUAGUAUCUACCUUGAAGGAUUGUUGUGAGGAUCAAAUGAUGUAAUAUUUGUAAAAAGUGUUUAGCAUAAUACCAGGAACAUAGGGGCUUUAAAAAUGCUUAUUCUGUUCCCUUUCUUGUUCUCCCACAUUCUUAGCCCUUGAGAGUCAACCCAUCAUCUUCUUCAGAAGACAGCUUAGGGCAAAGACUGACUCUUCUCUCUCUCUCUCUCUCCUGAGGCAACUGGGAUUAAGAGACUUGCCCAGGGUCACCUAGCAAGGAAGUAUUAUCUGAGGCCGGAUUUGAACUCAGGUCCUCCUGACUUCAGGGCGGGUGCUCUAUCUACUGCCAUCUCAUUGCCCCUAAUCUGUCUUCAACUCACAGAUAUUAUCUAUUCCCAGAAUUUUCAUUUAAAGGACCUGCUUUCCUCAUAUACCCAGCCAAAAA
Molecule: messenger RNA, 2039 nt
Organism: Sarcophilus harrisii (Tasmanian devil)
Lineage: Eukaryota; Metazoa; Chordata; Mammalia; Dasyuromorphia; Dasyuridae
Gene: INHBC
Product: inhibin subunit beta C
Exons: 2
Coding region: 217-1299 (360 amino acids)
Biological process (GO): SMAD protein signal transduction; BMP signaling pathway
Cellular component (GO): extracellular region
Molecular function (GO): growth factor activity; cytokine activity; hormone activity
Source: RefSeq, a predicted model, not a curated record